Parnassius mnemosyne (clouded apollo) is the source of this 1080-nucleotide messenger RNA. Lineage: Eukaryota; Metazoa; Arthropoda; Insecta; Lepidoptera; Papilionidae. The record is from the annotation of a GenBank genome assembly.
AUGGCUACGUCUAGUGAUACUUCGGAUCAGAAUGUGAAGUCAAGACGACCUGCUGAAUCUGCGUUCAAGCAGCAGCGUUUGCCGGCAUGGCAGCCUAUACUAACAGCAGGGACUGUCUUACCAACUUUUUUUGUAAUAGGAAUAGCUUUUAUUCCUGUCGGAAUAGGGUUGCUCUACUUUUCGGAUGAGGUAAAAGAACAUGUUAUUGAUUAUACUUACUGUAUGAAAGAAGAUGAAAAUAUAACAUGUGCUGAAUAUAUAAAACAAAAUGACAUGGAGCCGUGUACUUGUCAAAUAAUUUUUAAUUUAACUGAAGACUUCAAAGGAGAUGUAUACUUUUACUAUGGAUUGAGCAAUUAUUACCAGAAUCAUAGAAGAUAUGUCAAGUCCAGAGAUGACAGUCAACUCCUUGGACGUUUAUCACUAACCCCAUCAUCAGACUGUGAGCCAUUUGCCUAUGCCGAAGAAGAUGGAAAGUUGAAACCUGUAGCUCCAUGCGGUGCUAUUGCUAACUCAUUGUUUAAUGAUACGUUAACUGUGCACUCUCAAGAUUUGAAUAUCAAUGUGCCAGUACUGCGAACUGGUAUUGCUUGGACUUCGGAUAAGGAUAUUAAAUUCCGGAAUCCACCUGGAGAUCUUAAAACAGCAUUCGCCAACUUCACAAAACCUGUUAACUGGCGGGUACCGGUGUGGCAGUUAGAUAUGAACAACUCGGAAAAUAACGGUUUUCAGAAUGAAGAUCUGAUUGUGUGGAUGCGUACAGCAGCAUUGCCAACAUUCAGAAAGUUGUACCGUCGGGUCGACCACUCGCAAGUCGGGUUCAGUACAGGACUGGUGAAAGGUCCUUACCUGCUGCGCGUCGAAUAUAACUACCCAGUGACUGAUUUUGAUGGAACCAAAUCGUUCAUAAUAUCGACUACCUCGUUACUCGGUGGCAAGAAUCCUUUCCUUGGUGUCGCGUAUGUGGUGGUCGGAACUCUCUGCCUGCUGCUCGGCAUCGUGUUGCUCGUUAUACAUGUCAGGUGCUCCAGAAGCACAACCGAAAUGAUCAACGUCAACCCUCGCACACCAUAUUCCUAA